Molecule: messenger RNA, 768 nt
Organism: Rotaria sp. Silwood2
Lineage: Eukaryota; Metazoa; Rotifera; Eurotatoria; Philodinida; Philodinidae
Source: the annotation of a GenBank genome assembly
AUGUUUUUUGUAUUUCUAAUAGGUAUUGAUUUGAUUGAUCCUGAUGAUCCAAGUUACCAAGCAGAAAAUGAAUUAUAUAAUGCUGCUCAAUCAAUUGAAUCAGCAGCAAAGAAAUUAUCUUCUCUUAAACCACGUCGAAAAAUUAAAGAAAUUAAUAAAAAUCUUAAUUUUGAUGAACAAAUUCUUGAAGCAGCUAAAUUUAUAAUGAAUGCAACUAGUGAAUUAAUAACAGCAGCAACAUCAGCUCAAAAAGAACUUGUUGAUCAAGGAAAACUUUCGUCUAAAUCUAAUUCUGAUGCACAUGGUCAAUGGUCUCAAGGUUUAAUAUCAGCAGCACGUUAUGUUGCAUCAGCGUGUCAUGUUUUAUGUGAUGCAGCCAACGAACUUGUUCAAGGUCAUGGUACUGAAGAAAAAUUAAUAUCAAGUGCAAAGCAAGUCAGUUCGAAUACAGCAGCAUUACUUGUUGCUUGUAAGGUUAAAGCUGAUUUUAUGAGUCAAUCCAUGACACGUUUACAAAAUGCUAGUAAUGCUGUUAAACGUGCAGCUGAUACACUCGUACGAGCUGCACAACAAAAUACUGAUAUGCAGCAAGAAGAAAAACAUAUUGAAGUUUCAACGCGUUUAGUACCAGGUAUUGCACAAGAAAUUAAAUGUAAAGAGGCUAUUUUAACAAAAGAACGUGAAUUAGAUGAAGCACGAAAUCGUCUUAAAGCAAUACGUUUAGCUAAAUAUGGUCAUAAUGAACAAGAAUCAAAUGACAGUACAUAA